This is a messenger RNA of Metarhizium album ARSEF 1941, 729 nucleotides long. RefSeq lists its product as uncharacterized. The transcript has a single exon. Bases 1 to 729 code for a protein of 242 amino acids. The record is from RefSeq and is a predicted model, not a curated record. NCBI's taxonomy places the organism in Eukaryota, Fungi, Ascomycota, Sordariomycetes, Hypocreales, Clavicipitaceae.
AUGGACAAGCCGUACAUGCAGCCUGGUCUGACCGAUGAGACUUGUGGGCACCCCCUGAUGCCCUCUAAGACGUCUAGGUCAGAAGAAUGCGUUGGGACUAAGAGGUAUUGCACGAAGGGGUUCUAUAAGGACUUUGGCGAGCAAUUCGACAGCGUGGAAGCGUGUCUUCAAUCCCGAACCACAGAACCAGAACCCGCUUUGGUCGGGCCAUCCGAGUCCGAUGAAGCCUUUUGCCCUGAGUCUCCUGCAGAGUCUGCGUCUUCUGUUGCGUCUAUCAACUCUACGCUUCCCAGUGAGCCUGCGUCUCCUGGUGAGCCCGCGUCUCCCAGUGAGCCCGCGUCUCCCAGUGAGCCCGCCUCUUCUGGUGAGCCUGCGUCCUCCGGUGAGCCUGCGUCUGAGCCUGCGUCUUCUGUCGCGUCUGUCGACUCUACGCUUCCCAGUGAGCCUGCGUCUUCUGUCGCGUCUAUCAACUCUACGCUUCCCAGUGAGCCUGCGUCUCCUGGUGAGCCUGCGUCUCCUGGUGAGCCUGCGUCUCCCGGUGAGCUUGCCUCUUCUGUUGCGUCUAUCAACGCUACGCUUCCUGUUGAGCCUGCGCCUCCCGUCGAGCCUGCGCCUCCCGCCGCCUCUGCCACGCAGUCCGGGCAGGCUGCUCACCCUGCUGCAGUAGGAUGUUCGAGUCGUCUUAAGAAACGGGGCAAGCGAUCCGCGGCUACGCUUUGGAAGAGGUGA